Molecule: messenger RNA, 1431 nt
Organism: Lontra canadensis (Northern American river otter)
Lineage: Eukaryota; Metazoa; Chordata; Mammalia; Carnivora; Mustelidae
Gene: CNP
Product: 2',3'-cyclic nucleotide 3' phosphodiesterase
Exons: 4
Coding region: 147-1349 (400 amino acids)
Biological process (GO): cyclic nucleotide catabolic process
Cellular component (GO): cytoplasm; membrane
Molecular function (GO): 2',3'-cyclic-nucleotide 3'-phosphodiesterase activity
Source: RefSeq, a predicted model, not a curated record
GCCUUAUCUGAGAAAAGCCAGUGCCAGCGCCGCUCUCGGGGAGCUGCCGGGAGGUGGAGCCGCUUUAGAGCGACCGCUUGCAACAACAGAACAGAAGCUUCUCCCGAAAGAGCCACACGUUCCUGCCCAAGAUCUUCUUCCGCAAAAUGUCGUCGUCAGGGGCCAAGGACAAGCCGGAGCUGCAGUUUCCCUUCCUGCAGGAUGAGGAGACCGUGGCCACGCUGCUGGAGUGCAAGACCCUCUUCAUCCUGCGGGGCCUGCCGGGGAGCGGCAAGUCCACCCUGGCGCGGGCCAUCGUGGACAGGUACCGGGACGGCACCAAGAUGGUGUCCGCCGACGCCUACAAGAUCACCCCCGGGGGCCGAGGCGACUUCUCGGAGGAGUACAAGCGGCUGGACGAGGACCUGGCUGCCUACUGCCGCCGCGACGUGCGCGUCCUGGUGCUGGACGACACCAACCACGAGCGCGAGCGGCUGGAGCAGCUCUUUGACUUGGCCGACCAGUACCAGUACCAGGUGGUGCUGGUGGAGCCCAAGACGGCGUGGCGGCUGGACUGCGCGCAGCUCAAGGAGAAGAACCAGUGGCAGCUGUCGGCCGACGAGCUGAAGAAGCUGAAGCCGGGGCUGGAGAAGGACUUCCUGCCGCUCUACUUCGGCUGGUUCCUGACCAAGAAGAGCUCCGAGAGCCUCCGCAAGGCCGGCCAGGUCUUCCUGGAGGAGCUGGGCAACCACAAGGCCUUCAAGAAGGAGCUGCGACACUUUGUCUCUGGGGACGAGCCCAGGGAGAAGAUCGAACUGCUCACCUACUUUGGGAAGAGACCCCCCGGCGUGCUGCACUGCACAACCAAGUUCUGUGACUACGGAAAGGCUGCAGGGGCAGACGAGUACGCCCAGCAGGAUGUGGUGAGGAAGUCGUACUGCAAGGCCUUCACGCUGACCAUCAGUGCCCUCUUCGUGACACCCAAGACUACUGGAGCCCGGGUGGAGCUGAGCGAGCAGGAGCUGCCAUUGUGGCCAAAUGACGUGGACAAGCUGUCCCCCUCUGACAGCCUGCCCCGGGGGAGCCGGGCUCACAUCACCCUCGGCUGCGCGGGCGACGUGGAGCCCGUGCAGACGGGCAUUGACCUCCUGGAGAUUGUGCGGCAGGAGAAGGGGGGCAGCCGAGGCGAGGAGGUGGGUGAGCUAAGCCGGGGCAAACUCCACUCCUUGGGCAAUGGGCGCUGGCUGCUAAGCCUGGCCAAGAAGCUGGAGGUCAGGGCCAUCUUCACGGGAUACUAUGGGAAGGGCAAACCCGUGCCCACGCACGGCAGCCGCAAGGGGGGCGCCUUGCAGUCCUGCACCAUCAUCUGAGUGUUCUCGCUGCCGUCAGCCCCCCGCUCCUCAGAAGGGAAAGGGAAGGGGUGGAGGGGAAGGGAAAGCAUGCCUUCUGCUU